CGCCGGCCCGAGAGGGCUGCGCGGGGCAACUUCUUAGAGUGGCCCAUCGGUCGGUCUAGGGAGGAGAGGGUCAGCGUGGCAAGGUUUUGCCUGCACGAUGUCCAGCAAAGCUGAGAAGAAGCAGCGAUUGAGUGGCCGAGGAAGCUCCCGGGCAAGCAGGUCGGCGGGGGCCCCUCAGGCUGCUGUGGCCACACGGGAGCAGGGGAACGCCCUGGCUGUCAGUGAGCCAGAGCCGCAGGCUGAGCUUCCCAAGGAGGAGCCUGAGCCACGGUUGGAGGGACCUCAAGCACAGAGUGAAGGAUCAGUGGAGCCCGAGGCAGAUGUGAAGCCCCUUUUCCUUUCCCGAGCUGCGCUGACAGGACUGGCAGAUGCAGUGUGGACACAGGAGCAUGAUGCCAUUCUGGAACACUUUGCCCAGGACCCUACAGAAUCCAUCCUCACCAUCUUCAUUGACCCUUGUUUUGGGCUGAAGCUAGAGCUGGGCAUGCCUGUACAGACCCAGAACCAGCUUGUCUACUUCAUUCGCCAAGCACCGGUCCCCAUCACCUGGGAGAACUUUGAAGCAACCGUGCAGUUUGGGACAGUGCGGGGCCCCUAUAUCCCGGCCCUGCUUCGGCUGCUCAGUGGAGUCUUUGCCCCUCAGAUCUUUGCAAACACAGGCUGGCCUGAGAGCAUUAGAAAUCAUUUUGCUUCUCAUCUGCACAAGUUCUUGGCCUGCCUGACAGACACUCGCUAUAAACUGGAGGGGCACACGGUCCUCUACAUCCCUGCAGAGGCCAUGAACAUGAAGCCUGAGGUGGCGGUAAAGGACAAAGAGCUGGUGCAGCGGCUAGAGACCUCCAUGAUCCACUGGACCCGGCAGAUAAAGGAGAUGCUCAGUGCCCAGGAGACUGUGGAGACAGGAGAAAAUUUAGGUCCUCUGGAGGAGAUUGAGUUCUGGCGCAACCGAUGCAUGGACCUGUCUGGCAUCAGUAAGCAGCUGGUGAAGAAGGGAGUGAAGCACGUUGAAUCCAUCCUGCACCUUGCCAAGUCGUCCUACUUGGCGCCCUUUAUGAAACUGGCACAGCAGAUCCAGGAUGGCUCUCGUCAAGCACAGUCAAACCUGACCUUUUUGUCAAUCCUGAAGGAACCUUACCAGGAGUUGGCUUUCAUGAAGCCCAAGGACAUCUCUAGCAAGCUCCCAAAGCUGAUCAGUCUCAUCCGCAUCAUCUGGGUCAACUCUCCCCACUACAACACUCGGGAGAGACUGACCUCGCUCUUCCGAAAGAUGAGCAAUGAGAUCAUCCGCUUAUGCUGCCACGCCAUCUCCCUGGACCGGAUCUUUGAGGGAUAUGUCUCUUCCAGCAAGGAGGACCUGCAAGGCUGCAUUCUCUGUUGUCAUGCUUGGAAAGAUCACUACCUACAGGCUGUGCAGAUGCACACCCAGUUCUCCAGUCGGGGCUGGGUCCUAGACCAGACCAGCAUCUUUGCUCAGGUUGAUGCCUUUGUGCAGCGCUGCAAGGACCUUAUUGAGGUAUGUGACUGUCAGUAUCACUUCGCCCGCUGGGAAGAUGGCAAGCAGGGUCCCCUUCCUUGCUUCUUUGGUGCCCAGGGGCCACAGAUAACACGGAACUUGCUGGAGAUUGAGGACAUCUUUCAUAAAAAUCUGCACAUGCUGCGAGCCGUUCGCGGGGGCAUCCUGGAUGUCAAGAACACCUCUUGGCAUGAAGACUACAAUAAGUUCCGUGCCGGAAUCAAGGACCUGGAGGUGAUGACCCAGAACCUGAUCACCUCAGCCUUCGAGUUGGUGCGGGACGUGCAGCACGGCGUGCUCCUGCUGGACACCUUCCACAGGCUUGCCUCCCGCGAGGCUAUCAAGCGGACUUAUGACAAGAAGGCGGUGGAUCUCUACAUGCUGUUCAAUAGCGAGCUGGCCCUGGUGAACCGUGAACGGAACAAGAAGUGGCCAGACCUGGAGCCCUACAUGGCGCAGUAUUCCGGACAGGCGCGCUGGGUGCACAUCCUCCGGCGUCGCAUCGACAGAGUCAUGACCUGCCUUGCUGGUGCUCAUUUCCUGCCCCAUAUUGGGACUGGAGAGGAGAGUGUGCACACCUAUCAGCAGAUGGUCCAGGCCAUUGAUGAGCUGGUUCGAAAAACUUUCCAAGAGUGGACAUCAACGCUGGACAAGGAUUGCAUUCGGCGGUUGGAUACCCCAUUGCUGCGAAUCAGCCAGGAGAAGGCGGGCAUGCUGGAUGUCAACUUUGACAAGUACAGGAGCCACCUGGCCCCUUUUCCCUACACUCCCCUUCUGCAGCUCUCCCAAGAAUUUAACUCCCAUCUUUUGACUCCUCUCUUCAUUAUUCUCUCUCUUUCUUAUACUACAAUAUGUUUGCUAUUGACAUUUUACUUCGUUUUUUCUUCUUUUAUUUUUGUCUCUCCCCACCUCCCACCCUGCUAUCAACAUUUUAAUUUUACAACUUAUCUUAAAACAAAACAAAACAAAACAAAAACAAUGAUCGGCCAGGCACGGUGGCUCACACCUGCAAUCCCAGCACUUUGGGAGGCUGAGGCGGGCGCAUCGCUUGAGCCCAGGAGUUUGAGAACAGCCUGGGCAACAUGGCAAAACCCAGUCUCUGCAAAAAAUACAAAGAUUAGCCAGGCGUGGUGGUACAAGCCUGUAGUCUCAGAUACUUGGGAGGUUGAGGUGGGAGGAUCGCCUGAGCCCGGGAGGCAGAGGCUGCAGUGA
Nomascus leucogenys (northern white-cheeked gibbon) is the source of this 2725-nucleotide messenger RNA. RefSeq names its product dynein heavy chain 2, axonemal-like. The record is from RefSeq and is a predicted model, not a curated record. NCBI's taxonomy places the organism in Eukaryota, Metazoa, Chordata, Mammalia, Primates, Hylobatidae.